Messenger RNA from Danio rerio (zebrafish), 1820 nucleotides. It is a transcript of the gene fbxl15, whose product is annotated as F-box and leucine-rich repeat protein 15. Lineage: Eukaryota; Metazoa; Chordata; Actinopteri; Cypriniformes; Danionidae. Gene Ontology annotation, cellular component: cytoplasm. The record is from RefSeq and is marked provisional. Gene Ontology annotation, biological process: protein ubiquitination.
CACGGACCACAGGACAGUGUCAGCAUGGAUCAAAAACCUGACGAGCGCGUGCAAAGCCACAGGUGUGAGCUGCUGGAUCUGCCGUGGGAGGAUGUGUUAGUGAGUCAUGUGUUCUGUCAUCUACCCCUGCGUCUGCUAGUGAGCCUUCAGCGGGUCAGUAAGAGUUUCCGCUCACUCAUUCAGGUGUAUCUGGACAACUGCCGCACCUUCGACCCAGCACAGACGGGACCUCACAUUCCCCGUGAAGCCUUCUGCUCCAUCCUCCGCCACAACCAGGUCCUUCAGCACCUCAGCGUCACCAACUGCUCUGAUUGGAUCACAGACACAGAUCUGCUGCCUGUGAUUGGCCAGAACCAGCAGCUGCAGCAUGUGGACCUCCGUGGCUGCGCUCAGCUGAGCCGGCGUGCGCUGGUGGCCGUGUCUCUGAGCUGCCCGCGGCUGCAGCACCUCAGCCUGGCGCACUGCGAGUGGGUGGACAGUCUGGCGCUGCGCAGUCUGGCGGAUCACUGCCCGAUGCUGCGCUCGCUGGACCUCACCGCCUGCCGCCAGCUCAAGGACCCGGCCGUCUGCUACCUGGCAGGGAAGUGUCCGGAGCUGCGGGCGCUGUCGGUGGCUGUGAACGCCAACAUCACGGAUACCGCGGUGGAGGAGGUGGCCAAGAAAUGCAGAGAGAUGGAGAGACUGGACCUCACCGGCUGUCUGAGGGUCAGGAAUGAAGCCAUCAGGACGCUAGCGGAGUACUGCCCCAAACUGCAGUCCCUAAAAGUCAACCACUGUCACAAUGUGACGGAGUCGAGUCUGGGUGUUCUGCGGCGGAGGAACGUAGAGAUUGAUGUGGAGCCUCCCCUGCAGAGGGCGCUGGUGCUGCUGCAGGACGUGGUGGGAUUCGCCCCCUUCAUUAACCUGCAGAUUUAACACACACAGACACAAACACUACAGACCCUUCUGAAGUCCGUAAGAGGUGUUUUUAUUCUCUGGAGGUCGACUUUUGAAACACUUUUACACCAAUGCAUCAUCACAGAAGACACAACAUCAAAUGCUCAUUCAAGUGCUUGACUGGUUUAGUGAAUUAUAGCAUUUAAAAAGAGACUCUCUUUGGUUUGAAUACAAUCAUUUGGCUCUGGUCCUAUUAUACAUUGAACAAUAUGAACAUCGGUGGAAAUAUCUUAUUUAUUAAAGCAGCUUUUUACGUUGUCAUGCAAGAACCAAAAUGUUGUAUUGGUUUGCACUCAUGAAAUGCUGAAAUAUUUGCACUUUUUUUCAGUACAGCUUUACUGGACCGUCAGAUUUUCAUUAAAUGAGUCUGUCAAUUUAGUGCUGAUUUUAUUCUCAUUCACUUAAGAGAGAGGAAUGUCAUCGUAAUAUUAAGGAUUUCAUCUGUAGAUUGUCAUUUACACAUGAAUUGUAUAUGAAUAUAUUGACUCAUAUGCACUUUGAAGCCUCAGUUUGACUAUCAUUUAAGUCUUGGUUGACUAUUGUGUAUGUUUUAUCUGCAAAUAAGUGCACAGAAAUAUUACAAUCAACCUGGUUUUGCUCCUUAUGUUGAUAAAAUGUUAUAAACAUGCAAAAUUGACCACAUUAAAGCAUAUUUAUAUUGUGCGUUAAGUGUCAAUUACAGUAAUGUGCUUUUCUGUAUGUCACUGGUCUUUUGUAUCUGCUGCUUUAUUAUAAACAAUUCGAGGUGCAUCAUUUGUUUGUGAUUAUGAUCAUUUUAACAAUAUCAGAAUGUAUAUUAUUUUUUGCACAUGCAUUUUUGCUUUUGUAUAAUUCUGCAAGCGUGUGGUUGACUGUAAAUGAUUAAAUGCGAUGUUUGAUGCAAA